Molecule: messenger RNA, 1491 nt
Organism: Boeremia exigua
Lineage: Eukaryota; Fungi; Ascomycota; Dothideomycetes; Pleosporales; Didymellaceae
Exons: 2
Coding region: 175-1197 (340 amino acids)
Source: RefSeq, a predicted model, not a curated record
CCUGCAACAAUCCUGCAAUUGUUGCAAUGUGCGAGAAGACUAGGCAGGAUGCCUUACAUGCUGUCACGGCCACAAUUACAAGAGAGACGCAAUGACUGCGAAAAAAUGGUAGCCCUGUUUGCGCGAUCGCUUGCUUGACGAUUUCGUGUCCUCCAAUCUACAUUCCUCGUGUCAAUGGCCGAAACUGACACAAAUGGCCUCGACUGGCCAUGUUACAAUACCAAAGGCGCGAAAACAACAUGGGAUGACAAGUCGCACCUACCGUGUAAUUUGACUGCCGUAGCUGCUGGUCUCCACUCAACAUGCUGCGCGGUCGGUGACACUUGUCUAACAAAUGGCUUCUGUGCGAAGGCGGAAUGGAUUAACAAGAGAAAUUAUUACAUUCGAGAUGGUUGCACAGACAAGACCUGGCAGGACCCAGCAUGUCCCAAAUAUUGCGGGACAAUUGAACCUGAUAGAAAUACGGGCCUUGCCAUGCAGUGUCCAGGACGAGACUCUUGGUGCUGCGCCAUUGUUGGCGUUAGCCUUUUCAAAUGGCCAAAGACGGACAACAUCAACACGACCUGUUGCAGUAUGGAGGAGCUGACAUUCAGCGCCGCCGCACCUGUUGCAUACGCCAAAAUCCCCGACCUGGUGCAGUCUGGCACACCGUCUAAACAAUCCAUAUCCACUGUCUUUAUAGAGAAAACUAUACUAGAAACAGCGACCGUUACACCUGGAGAGCUAUUGAGCAGUCCUUCAUUGAGCGGUACCUCAUCGAGCGGUCCCUCAUCUAGCAGUCCCUCAUCUAACAGUCCCUCAUCGAGCAGUUCCACAACCAGCAGCGACGCGCAACAGAGCUCCGACUCAGGAGGCCUCAGUACAGGUGCAAAGAUUGGCCUCGGGGUAGGGAUACCCGUCGCUGUGCUUGGACUUGCAGUGCUCUGCAUUUUCUUCUGGCUGCGACGAAAGAGAGCCGCAAACGCCAGCAACGUGCCUUUGGAGUUACCCGGAGUAGACAUGAAUGGUAAUGGGCAUGGACAUGUGCCACCCAAGCAGCUAGAAGCCAAGAUCUACAGGCAUGAAGCGCCAACAUCGAACGAGACUUAUGAGCUUCCUGCGGCCCCUAAGCUAUCCGAACUGUCCUCGUCAGACACCUCGACUGCUGAGCUUCCUGUUCCGAACCAGGAUAUACGACCGGGAACCCAGACCCGAUAGUAAGAUGACCAGAUGAUGCCGUGGGUUGGAAAGAUGUUGAAAUCCUUACUCCAACAGGGUGCAGUAAUUUCUGAGACUUCUGUUCGAGCGGCGCCCGCGUGCCUGGUGACACGGAUCUGGCAGAGUCAAGGCUGCUGCGAAGUCUGAGCGAAUUUAGUGCGCCCUCUGGGAGUUGCUAUCGCUGAAGGAGUCCUUGCACGUCACUCGAUACGCUUCAGCUAACGUCCUACCAAGCGCUACAUGCUGUGAGGGGAAAUGUCUUCUUGCCCGUGGUCCAGUAGUGCAUUCGCAACC